CUGUGGCUGCAGGCGUGGCUUGCCCUCGUCUUACUGGUGCUCGUUGUCACAUCAGAUGAUCCUCCGAGGAUUACUCUAGCACCAGUAGACCAGAAGGUUGUGGAGGGUGGUAUAGUGAGCUUCAUAUGUAAGGCAACAGGGAACCCAGCCCCAGACAUAUACUGGCAGAAAAAUGGCAAACGACUUACAGGAUCAAAAUCACGGUAUAUCAAGAAAGAAAUGCCCCAUGGGUCAGUCCUGAGAGUUGAGCCAGUGAGAACACGAAGGGAUGAUGCUGACUUUGAGUGUGUGGCGGAGAAUGGGAUCGGGGAACCGGUACUUGCGAGAGCGAGAUUAACAGUCUAUGAAGAAAAUAAAGGUCUGCCCAGUGGCUAUCCACGUAUCAUACAAAGCCCUCAGUUGAAGGCUGUAGAGAAAGACCGUAAUGCUGUGAUGGUUUGUGAGGCGGCAGGUAACCCAGAUCCAACAAUAAUGUGGCUUAAGGACAUGAUACCUGUGGACAUGUCAGAUCCCAGGAUCACUCUACUUCAAUCAGGCUCACUGCAGAUUGAAAAGGUGCAGAGACCAGAUGAAGGGAGAUACGAAUGUGUCUCUUACAAUGACGCUGGGACCACCUAUUCCUACCCUGCUAAUCUCUAUGUUAGAGUUCGUAGAGUACCUCCACAUUUUACGAUACCCCCAGAGAGUGCUGAAGUGAUGCCUGGUGGAGAUGUUAAUAUUACCUGUGUGGCUGUCGGCUCCCCCAUGCCAUACGUUAAGUGGCGACUAGAGGCUAUUGAGUUGACCCCUGAGAGAAACAUGCCUGUGGGUCGCAACGUCCUGCAGCUGACUAACGUCAAGGAAUCCGCCAACUACACAUGCGUGGCUGUAUCUGAGCUAGGCAAUAUUGAGUCUGUUGCCACGGUGAAAGUCAAAGCAAUGCCAAAUCCCCCCACUAGCCUGCAUAGCUCUGACGUCACGCCAAAUUCCGUCAAACUGACGUGGCACCCAGGGAAUGUAGAGCCAAUCGAGUCAUACAUCGUGCAGUACAAGCGCCAUGGUGAGGAUAGCUACAGCGAGAUCCCAAAUAUAAGAGGCCGGGAGUAUGUUGUACAGGGCCUAGAGGCCUACACCAAGUAUGACUUUAGGGUCGUAGCUGUGAACAAUGUGGGACGAGGCCUUCCCAGCAUCCCCAGGGAUGAGAUUACAGGAGAAAUGGCCCCUGGCUCACCUCCUAGGGAAGUAAAGGCUCAAAUGAUUAGUGCGAGCACUGUGACGAUGUCCUGGAUAGAACCAGAGAUACCCAAUGGAGUCAUCAAGGGUUACGAAGUGAUCUACACACUUUCCCCAGAUCUUCCUAUAUCACUAUGGACGUUACAUCGUGUCAACAAUGUCAACAUCAACAACAUAGCAACCAUACCUAAUCUUGCCACAAACAGAACAUAUACCUUCCAAGUAUUGGCCUUCACCGACAUAGGAUCAGGUCCUCUCUCAGAUCCCAUCAAAGUGAAAACCCAGCAAGGAGUGCCUUUCACACCUAACAACCUCCAGGGAGAGGCAAUUAGCCCCAAUGAAAUUGUUCUCCACUGGGAGCGCCCUGAGGAAUCGGGCGAGAGCAUCACCUCAUACGAACUUCGCUACAACGAUUCCCACUUUCGUCAAAAUAUCAGGAUUUCUAUCAAGCCUCCGGUGGAGACCUAUACUCUUACAGACCUCACUCCAAGCACUGUUUAUCAUAUCCAAGUGUCCGCAAAAUCAGAGCGUGGGGAAGGACCACAGACGCCUAUAAUACAGAUCAAAACCGAACAGUUCAUCCCGACAGCUGCCCCACAGAACAUACAGGGUGAAACUCUUAGUGCAAGGAGUAUCAGAAUAACAUGGGAGCCUCCCCCUAGGGACAAACAGAAUGGCGAUAUUACAGGAUAUAAAGUUCUUUAUACUACCGUGGCUAGUAAUCAGGGCACGGCUGAUGCGGAAUAUGUAGAAACUUCCCCUGGGAGACUAAAUCAGGAUAUUACUGGUUUGAACAAAUGGACUGAGUACAAAGUAUGGAUGCUUGCCCGUACCAGUGUAGGGGAAGGCCCAGUGUCAAAGCCUAUUACUGUUUGGACCGACGAAUCAGUCCCUGGAGAACCAAGAAAAGUCAGAGUAGAGGCCAUCAACUCUACCCAUGUUCGGGUAGAAUGGAAGCCCCCAUCUAAUCGUGAUAAGAAUGGCAUCAUCCGUGGCUACCAAGUUCACUGGGUCGCAGUGAAUGAACACAAAGAGCCGAUUGGUCUUGCCAACAUUCAUACAGUGAUGAAUGCCUCCCAGCACUUUGCGAUUAUCUCCAAACUUCAACAUGACACAAACUACCAAUUCCAGGUUGCUGCCUAUACAAGGAAGGGUGAUGGCCAGAGGAGUAGGGGACGUACCAUCAAGACAAAAGGAGCAGUUCCAUCAAAGCCAACUGAGCUGACUCUUGAGUUGACACAGACUGACCCCCCUGUUGUGAGCGUCAUGUGGGAGAGUCCAGAGAAACCCUAUGGGGUCAUUAACAAUUACAAAGUAGAAUACAGACGCAAAGAUGACAUACAUGAUUCGAAAGAUGAAGAACUGAUUGGUGAAAGAUUCCAGUUUGAAACAGAUUUUCUUGAUAAAGGCACAGAGUAUGAGUUCCUUGUGUCUGCCAAGAAUGGUGAGGCAUAUGGAGAAGCAGCAGUGGAGACUAUCACCACACCUGAUGGGAUCCCAGCAGCUGCCCCCAUGAACUUCACUAUAACAGGAAUAAGUUCAACCAGUGUCAACUUAGCGUGGGAUCCCCCACCCAAGAAACAGCGUAAUGGGGUCAUAGUUCAGUAUGAGAUCUUGUAUCAUAAGUCCUCAGACUUUAUCAUGGAAACAGAUGUUAACACUACUGACAUGAGCACAGAAAUUCAAGGACUUGAAAUGGACACAGAUUAUACAUUCAAAAUUAAGGCCUAUACAACCCAGGGCGCAGGCCCAUGGUCUCAUAAAGUACCCUUUACCACAUUCGGACAGUUGCCACCUCCUCCCAAGAAUAUUGAAGUCAGGAGGACCAGUCCCACGAGUCUUGAGGUGAGCUGGGACCACCCUAUCUUCCAAGUAGCUGGCUAUAGGGUGUGGUACAAUGGCCAGGCAGUACCAGACAUAAACCAAUGGAGUCACAGAGACAUCGGACCUUUCAGAGUAACUGAAAUCAGUGGUCUGGAUAAAACCAAAGCUUAUGCUGUUCGAAUUCAGUCCAAAUCGAAUGAUGGUCGCUAUAGCAACCUAUCAGAGAUAGCAGUCGACAGUUUUAUACCUCCAGAACGACCUGAUAUGGUGACCAACUUUCAUGUUGUCACUCAGGACAAGCAGAGUGUUAUGCUUGAAUGGGAUCCACCUAAAAGACCUGGUGUACAAAGAUAUAAGAUUGUGUAUUAUGGACGUGGCCAGGUUGAUAAUGAUCUGGGAAAUGAGUUGCCAAGGCGUACAAAGACAGUUACAAGGGACAAUACUCGAGCUUAUAUAGAAAACCUAAACCCAAAUUCAAUCUACAACUUCAAUAUCAGUGCGAAAUUUGAAAACAGCUGGGGACCAGCCUAUCAUACUGUGGUAGAAACAAACAAGGAUGCUCCUCCCGUGUUUCCUGCCCCUGUUCCCAAGGUGGCAAACCCUGAUGAUUCUGUGACAGUUCAAUUGACUAAAGCCUCUGAAGAACAUGGCAAAUUAAGCCAUUAUCUAGUGGUUGUUGUUCCUGAACACAUGGCAACAAAGGAUACAAACCUUUACACUGAAGAUGAGUUGAGCCCACCAGAAGAUGACGAUCUGAACCCAUUGAUGAAGCCAUAUAUCACUGCCUGGUUCUCACCCUCAGACCUCCCUGAAAUGUUCAAUGUAGGAGACCAAGAGAUUUAUGGGCGUUACGUCAACAGACCCCUCAUCAAGGGACAAACUUACAAAAUGUUUGUUAGGGCAUUUUCAACACAAACGGAUCUGUAUACAUCUAGCAAGUUCUCUAAAAGCUUGAGGACAGACAUGGUCGUCCAGACAAUUACAUCUGGCCCAAUCUCCAAGAAUGGCAACAUUUGGCUCAUCAUCGGUGUCAUCGGUGGUGUCCUAUUCCUUGUCAUUGUCUGCUCUAUCAUUGCAGUGAUCUGUGUACAGAGGCGAAAAUCUCAACGAAAGCAGGCAGAAGUUAACCACAAGGAACCUGGAGUGACAAAGGCCCUAAUGAGUGAAGUACCUGCCCAUCCAACUGAUCCUGUGGAAAUGAGGAGACUUAACUUCCAAACACCUGCCAUGAUGAACCACCCACCUAUAGACAUAACAGACUUGGCGAAUCACAUAGACAGACUGAAGGCCAAUGACAACCUACGCUUCAGCCAAGAGUAUGAGUCAAUAGAACCUGGUCAGUCAUUCACCUGGGAGAACUCACACCUUGAGGUGAACAAGCCAAAGAAUAGAUAUGCCAAUGUCAGUGCAUAUGACCACUCUCGUGUUAUACUACAGCCUGUUGAUGGGAUACCUGGAAGUGACUACAUCAAUGCUAACUACAUGGAUGGUUAUAGGAAACAGAAUGCAUACAUUGCCACACAGGGUGCCAUGCCUGAGACAUUUGGCGAUUUCUGGCGCAUGGUGUGGGAGCAACGUAGUGCUACAAUUGUAAUGAUGACGAAAUUAGAGGAGAGAACAAGGAUAAAAUGUGACCAGUACUGGCCAAACAGAGGCACAGAAACGUAUGGCCUCAUGCAUGUGACACUUAUAGAUGUCACUGAACUGGCAACAUACACCAUACGCACCUUCCAGAUAUCUCGGCAUGGCUAUGGAGAGAAACGUGAAAUUCGCCAGUUCCAGUUUACGGCAUGGCCCGAUCAUGGUGUACCUGAUCAUCCCACUCCUCUUCUGUUGUUCAUGAAGAGAGUGAGGAAUGCAAACCCUCCUGAUGCUGGUGCUAUGGUAGUACACUGCAGCGCUGGGGUUGGUAGGACAGGAGCAUUCAUUGUUAUUGAUUCAAUGCUAGAACGCAUCAAGCAUGAGAGACGUGUUGACAUAUAUGGUCAUGUUACAUGCCUACGUGCCCAGAGAAACUAUAUGGUCCAGACAGAAGAUCAGUAUAUAUUUAUCCAUGAUGCCCUUCUGGAGGCAGUCCAGAGCCUCAACACAGAGGUCCCUGCCCGCAACCUUUACGCCCAUAUACAGAAACUCACCCAACCGGAGCCUGGAGAGACAGUCACUGGCAUGGAACUAGAGUUUAAAAAACUGGCCAGCAUCAAGGCUAAUCCAUCACGCUUUGUCUCCGCCAAUCUACCAGUCAAUAAAUUCAAGAACCGACUGGUCAACAUUCUACCAUAUGAGUCAAGUAGAGUGUGCCUGCAGCCAUUCAGAGGUGUCGAUGGCUCCGACUACAUCAAUGCAAGCUUUAUAGAUGGCUACCGAUACAGGCAGGCGUACGUAGCCACACAGGGCCCUCUCGCAGAAACCACAGAAGAUUUCUGGCGCAUGCUCUGGGAGCAUAAUUCAACCAUCAUCGUCAUGUUGACCAAACUACGGGAAAUGGGGCGAGAAAAAUGUCAUCAGUAUUGGCCAAGUGAAAGGUCACAGCGUUACCUCUACUUCGUUGUAGAUCCUAUGGCUGAAUAUAACAUGCCAUCAUACAUACUUAGAGAAUUCAAAGUCACUGAUGCCAGAGAUGGGCAAUCACGGACCAUACGACAGUUCCAAUUCACAGAUUGGCCAGAACAAGGGGUACCCAAGUCUGGAGAGGGCUUCAUAGAUUUCAUAGGCCAGGUUCAUAAAACUAAGGAGCAGUUUGGCCAAGAUGGUCCCAUCACCGUUCAUUGCAGUGCUGGGGUUGGACGCACAGGUGUGUUUAUAACAUUGAGUAUUGCCCUGGACCGCAUGCGUUAUGAGGGUGUUGUAGAUAUGUUCCAAACUGUAAAGAUGCUUAGAACACAACGACCAGCCAUGGUACAAACAGAGGAUCAAUUCCAGUUCUGCUACCGAGCUGCAUUAGAAUAUCUCGGCUCAUUUGACCACUAUGCAAACUAGCCCCCUCCAUCUUCAACUUCAUGUCACAAUUGAACAGUCAAGUAUGGCUCUUGAACAUAAUUAAAUAGUCAAGUCAAGCUUGACCAAAAUGAGACAGCCAAGCUAAGCUUGUUUAAUGGUUGGAUAUAAGCUGAAGUUUACCUGAAUGAAAAAAGUCAAGCUGAGCAAGGCCUGGUUGAAAACAAAUGAGUCAAUAUUUUUUGAAUGUGAACAAUCAAGUGAACCUUUUCUAAAAUAGAAACCUAGAUGUUUUGCACUAUUAAAAGCUCAUAAAAUGAGGGGUUAGUGACUAGUGUGUGCAACAAGGAUUAUGUGGCUUGUUAACUGGAUAUCAUGGUGCUUAUAGAGAGACUAGAACACUGUAGAAUCGAUGGCUCUUUGAUUCGGGCCCACAUGGAGCUAUGUACAUACACGCAGACAACGAGUCAUGGAUAUAACAAAUAUGGGCACAUCACCAUAUAUAGAUGACACUGUACACAAUACAGCAUCUUGAAUGGGCCAUAGUUGUAAUGGACUAUUUGAUCGAUAGGCAUUACUGGUAAAACCAGUGAUUGUUAUGUUUGAGUGAACCCUGGUAUGGAACUACCAGAUGUUGUCGAUGAAGCGAAUCAGGUAGAAUUGCAGAAGCAAUACGUGAAUACUGAAGUGAGCUGCGCUGCUAGAUAAAUACAGGAGAAUGAAAUGUAUAAUGAAGCAUCAAGCUCAAUAUAAAACCACACAUAUAGAGAAACCAUGAUUUAUGAACAUAUAGUUAAUGUUGUACAGUGCACAUUGGUUAUAAUUCAGUGCUUAUGUGUAUUAUAUAAGAUACUUUACAUGACAUAUAUAGGAAUGACAAUCUUGGUGAUUGAAAUGUUCGGAGGGACAAAGUUGAGGAAUGUUUUCAGCCAUUUAUGGCAUAUUAAGUUCAAUAUUAGCAGAAAAUGGAGGUUUAACCAAAGGAACACUUGGUCUAGUGUGAAAUUGCCAAUGAAGUUAUGGGAUAGCCUUUGAGCAGUGCUGGACUAUAUACAUUAUACAUAUAGACUUUGUUUAUAUAUACAGUGUAUUGCAUUGAGCGUCAUCCAACGGCAAUAUAUUGUGAAUUUUGUAUACAAUUUUACUUUAUAAUUUUAUAUGAAUGUGACAUUCUGUGUAAUUCUAGAGGUAUGUGUAAUAUUGUUGGAUAAAAUGGAUAUCCAUAUAACACAAAUUACUUUAAAGAUGAUUCCAAGCAGAGUGGCUUAUAUCAAGCAUACAUGUACAUGUAGUGAUUCUAACAUAAAACCAGACAAAUCUUGUACUAUCUAACCAAUGAAAUAUA
Owenia fusiformis is the source of this 7315-nucleotide messenger RNA. The record is from the annotation of a GenBank genome assembly. Lineage: Eukaryota; Metazoa; Annelida; Polychaeta; Sabellida; Oweniidae.